This is a messenger RNA of Triplophysa dalaica, 2939 nucleotides long. RefSeq names its product protein phosphatase, Mg2+/Mn2+ dependent, 1J (gene ppm1j). The transcript is spliced from 10 exons. Gene Ontology annotation, molecular function: protein serine/threonine phosphatase activity. Lineage: Eukaryota; Metazoa; Chordata; Actinopteri; Cypriniformes; Nemacheilidae. The coding region runs from base 184 to 1674 and encodes 496 amino acids. The record is from RefSeq and is a predicted model, not a curated record. Gene Ontology annotation, biological process: protein dephosphorylation.
AGCGCGCAUCUAUAGGCGGAUGAGCGGCUCAACCUCUCUAAAGCCUCUCGGGUGAUGAUACACAGGAUUUCUUCGAUGAGGAAAACACGCGUCACAUGGGGUCAGCGCGAUCGCUUCCUGCUUUUGCGCGUUUCAUAGAGUCGCAACGUUAAGCUGUACGUCGAUGUCGCAUUCUCUGUCGCGAUGAUAAGCAAAGUUAAAAACGCCAUGUCCUCGCUGGUAGGCGGAAUCAUACCGCACGGCCACCAUCACCAGCAUCCGCAGCACGGAGCCGCGCAGAACGGCGGUACGGACUCGCUGCCGCCGCGCUUCCCCUACGGCAGACCCGAGUUUCUGGACCUGACGCCGGAGCAGCUGCAGUACUCCACCGAGCACGCGUCCAGACCGGUGAUCACGCUGAAGCGGGACAGCAGGCUGCCGUGGCGGACGGGAUACGCUGAGGUGAUAAAUGCUGGAAAGAGCAUGCUGAAUGAGGACCAGGCCUCCUGUGAGCUGCUCUAUGUGAAAAAGUUGAGCAGUAAACAGCAGCGCUGUUCUAUGGUGCUGGAGGACAGUGGGGACACCACAGGCAUUCCCAUCCACUUCUGGGGGGUUUUCGAUGGACACGCCGGCUCCGGCGCAGCCCUCGCGGCCUCCAAACUUCUCCAUCGCAGUAUCCGGGAUCGACUUUGCGAUGUGGCCCACAUCCUUGAAAACCAGAACAGUCCGCCGCCAAUCUGCCUGGCCAAGAACGGAAGCCCCUUUCAGGCGGAGGCAAAGAAAGGGGCCUGCCUGGACGGAGAAGAACAAGACGGACCACUGGAUGAACCCCGGUUCCACAUGGAGAAGGACAUCAGUGUGGAGAGUCUGGUGAUGGGAAUAAUAGAGACUGCUUUCAGACAGAUGGAUGAUCUUUUAGAGAAGGAGAAAGAGUCUUACAGCAUCUCUGGUGGCUGUUGUGCUUUGAUUGCAAUUCACCUGUUGGGGAAACUCUACGUAGCAAAUGCAGGAGACAGCAGAGCCAUAAUUGUUCAUAACAAUGAGGUCAUUCCCAUGUCCAAUGAGUUCACACCUGAAAGUGAAAGACAACGGCUACAGUACCUGGGAUUUCUCCAACCCGAGUUGCUUGGGAAUGAGUUUACGCAUAUCGAGUUCCCCAGACGCAUCCAACACAAGGAGCUCGGCAAAAAGAUGCUGUUCCGAGACCACACGAUGACUGGCUGGGCAUAUAAGACGAUUGUGGAAGACGACUUGAAAUUUCCUCUGAUUUAUGGCGAGGGGAAAAAGGCUAGAGUCAUGGCCACUAUUGGCGUAACUCGUGGUUUAGGGGAUCAUGACCUGAAAGUGUACAACUCCAACAUUCAUAUAAAACCCUUCCUCUCCUGCUGCCCAGAGGUAAAGGUGUACAACAUCUCUGAGCUCAAACACGGGUCUGAUGAUGUCCUGGUCAUGGGCAGUGAUGGACUGUGGGACGUCACGACAGACAGAGAUGUUGCGGAUGCUGUAUCCACUUUCCUGUCUGGUCGUGAACCCAACGACCCCUUGAGAUACACCCUAGCAGCACAAGAUCUUCUGAUGCGUUCGCGUGGGGUUCUCAAAGAGCGAGGGUGGCGUCUGCCCAAUGAGAGACUUGGCUCAGGCGAUGACAUCACAGUGUUUGUCAUUCCAUUGGCUGGGCUUGAGUUAGAAACAUGACAAGGUGGGUCCGCCUUCACCGGACAAGCACACCAGGACACGUCCCUGGCUCCGUCCCAGAGAAAGGGCUAGGAAACCGAAAAAUCCAAUUUCAUCAGACCGGGCGUCCCGGCUUCCCCUUGUCCACCCUUCCCUCUCAGAGUCACUCUUCAGCACGAAUAUCGUCAAGCCCAUGUCAGGUGUGGGAUGACAUCAACAAGUGCCAUUCCUCUGUCUUUCCAUCCCUUUCAGAUAUGUUGGGAAUGGAGGGCUUGGGUGUUCUUAAAAGAGCCAUGAGCCGCUUGAAAUCUGCAUUUUAGGCUGGCGAAGGAAUGCCAAUAUUGCUAUAAAAAAAACCAACCCCACAGGCGAGGGAAAAUAAAAUCAUAGGCACUUUAUGUAGCAAAAACAACCUGAGCUGUAAUUUAAACUGCUGAUCAUCUUUCCUAAAGGUCCUGAGAGUCUCCAAAGAAUGUUUCUGUUGACUGAAUCUACGGUUUUCUAUAGCAAUCAACAAAAACGAUGGGCAUUUAUUUCAGUUUUUCGUCAGUUGUUUCAGGUUUAUGGUUGAAACAAACCUCUUUAUAGAGGAAACAAUGCAAAUGUCUAUAUUCUAGAACAAAUCAUUGAAGUUAACAUGAAAUCAUAAUUCAUUACCUACUUUUUACGGUGAAAAUAUAUUCUGAUUAUUAAAAUCUGCUGAUUUCUUUAGGAAAUCCUGUUUCUCUAAAAUAAAUGAUGUACUGUAUAACUUAAGUAAAUGAUGCUGUUUCAUGUUGACUUAAAGGCAGAAAUGUAUAAUAGUAUCAACCUUGCUUCAGUAGGACUAGUUCAACUAGAUCAUUUCCUCAACUUCCACAAAAAGCCAUGUACACAAAAUUUAAACAAUCUAGUAAUCUGAGUUUCAUUGGAACAAAGACAUUGAUGGAUACAACAACUGAAUUUACCCAACUGAUCUGCUUGCACUGCUCUAGAUGUAAUUGUAGUGGCUGAACUACCAAUUUCUUUGCUGUAGAUAAAACCUCAUUUGGUCUAAAACCUUUCGUCGGUAAACAAUCUCCUUUUCUUUUAGAUUCUGACCUGAAACUGAGAAACCUUAAUAAAGUUUGAUCAGUCUUUUUGUACUCCUUGAAUGUACCUUAUUUCCUCGACGUCAGUAUUGUGUCUGUGUAGUGUGUGUACUGUUUAAAUAUUGAUUUCUGCCUUUUGAAUGACGGUUCAUUGUCAAGAGAGUACUCUUUGCAAAUUAAUAUGUGACAUUCUAAAUAAAUCUAUCCUUUUUACAA